AUUCAUUAAAAUCAUUCUAUGAUUUAAAAUGGCCACCACAUGUUAUAAAGUUGGAGAUUAUGCAUACUUUGAAGUAUCGCCUUCUUCUCCCUAUGCUAUUAGGCGCAUUGAAGAGCUUAUUAAGGCUAAUAAUGGGAUAGAAGCUAGAGUUAUGUGCUUUUAUAGAAGAAGAGAAAUCCCAUCUACACUUUUACAAUUAGCAGAUAAACAUCAAAGUAUAUUUGAUGAUGAAAAUGAUGUUGAUCGGUCAGAAAAUUAUUCUUCCCAAGAAAAAUAUCAACUUAAACUUAAAGAACUCUUUUUAUCUAGACAAUACGAAACAUUGCCCAUAAGUCAGAUAAGAGGCAGAUGCACAGUUUAUCUUUUACAUGAAACAGAAGAUUUGCUCUCUUAUCUCCAAAAACCAGAUACCUUCUUUUAUUCUUUGGUAUAUGAACCACAUCAAAAAACUUUAUUGGCUGAUAGAGGUGAGAUUAGAGUUGGGCCAAGGUUUCAAGCUGAAGUUACCUCUAUGCUACCAGCAAAUGCAAUUGAUACUAGAAAUUUGCCAGAUUUAGAGACAUUGAUUUGGGACCCCAAUAAUUUGCUUACUGAUACUCAAAUUGAUCAGUUUAUGAUUAUAACUAGAUCUGUUGGAACCUUCGCUAGAGCUUUGGACAGCGCUAGCUCUGUCAAACAACCAUCUCUGCACUUAUCUGUCGCCUGUGCCUCCCGCGAUUCUACCCUCAUAUUCUCGCUGGACACGCUUCACAAGAGUCGUUACGAUAUAUCCCUAGCUAUCUCUCGUUUGGUUCCCUCUACAGGCCCCGUGCUCUGCCGGGACGAGAUGGAGGCCUGGUCAACGGCAGAGGCGAAUUUGUUCGAGGAGGCUCUUGAGAAAUAUGGCAAAGAUUUUAUGGAUAUUCGCAGGGAUUUUUUCCCUUGGAAAUCAUUAAGAAGCAUAGUCGAAUACUAUUACAUGUGGAAAACGACGGAUAGAUACGUCCAGCAAAGAAGGCUAAAAGCCAUAGAGGAAGAAAAGCGACUCAAAGAAAUUCAAUUACCUUCUAAUAAAUCAUUCUCAAACCCCCAUGCCAUUGAAAAUCAACCCUCUGGAAAACCUUGCGAAAGCUGCAAUGCUACUCAAACAUCUCAAUGGUACACUUGGGGCUCGACCACCAGUCCUUCCCGUCUUUGCAGCGACUGUUAUAAUUUUUGGAAAACGCACGGUGGUCUUAAACAACCUCCUAUCGAGGGCGAAAGACAAGGUUUGGCUACUCAAUUAACAGAUCUGCAAUACCCUUGCACCGAAUGUAACAAGGUUUUUCACAGACAAGAAAGAUUAUUUGCCCACAUGUCUGCUCAUCGGCCUUACAAAUGCAACAUUCAAAGUUGUGAUAAGGAAUUCAAGAUGAAAAGUCUUCUAGCUCGCCAUAUAGCAUCUCAUCACCAAUCCGCCCUCAAUUUUCCCCACCCUUCCCUCUCUGCUAAUCCAUCACUCCUGACCUCUCCCUUAUCUCUCUCAAACCAUCCCUCCUCUAAUCACAUUUCCAGUUCCUUAUCCAACAGCGAAUCUAAUAAUAGUCAUUUUAAUAUCGGCGGGCAUCAUUAUCCCAGAAUUAUACUGAAGACAAAGGCCGCAUUUUACCUUAAAACUACUCCGCUGACAAAACUUUCAAGAGCGCUUUGUAAGCAAAGUUUGAGACUUAAACACGUGGCUAGGAGACCAUUUACUUUCGUUAAUAUGCCAGCUAUCAAAGGAGAAUGUCAAGAAAAAAUAUUGGAAAUGAAUCAAUCAACUUCCCCUAACUCAAACACAAACUUCGUGCACCAUUCAAACUCGCACAUCCAUCACGCCAAAAUGAUUCAGAAUACUAAAGCCCUCUAUGGGGACAAUAAUACAUUUUUAAACGCUGGGUCUUCAGUUAAUGGUGAUAGUUCCCAAACCAAGACAUCGGUUAAAGUUCGAUCUCUACAACAUCCUGAAGCUAUCUCUACGAAUUCUUACAAUCGUAAGCAAGAACAACCUUUCCAACUUCUAACAGAUAAGAACAAUCGAUUUCAUAACAAACAGAAUUAUUUGAGCACCAAUAAAGGAAAAAGAAGUAUAGAGAUUUCUACUGAUGAAGAAAUGACAGAUGGCAAAAGGAUUAAAAUGAGUGGAUCCACCUAUAUACCUAAGUUAUCGAUCAACAUACCCCAGAAAAGAAACGUUAAUUCGUUUAUAGACGCUCCGGAUGAUCUUUAUUUUGUAGCCAAUGGGUUGAUUAGGAAAAUGCGAAGAAAAUUGAAUCAAACAAUUGUCAAGAAAUCGUGUCGCCGAAUGGGAAUACUUGUAGGAAUAUAGACCAUAGAUUCUUAUAAAAAAAUCAAUCAUUCAUUUCAUAUUCUAUAUUUUGUUAAACUUUUAUGUAUCAAUGUUUUUUCUUUUGAAAAUGCCUCCUUGUUUAUAUUGGUUCUAAUUUAACUCUCCACUUUUGGUUGGAAUUGAGUUAAUGCCUUAGGCCUAUCCUUCGAGUGACUGAUAUGUUUUAAAUUAUAUAAUCCAUCCUUUUUAUAGAUAUUGCACCAAUUAUAUUAUAUUUAUAAUGCAAAUCCUUUUUUUUAAAAGCCUUAAUAAUUAAUCAUUUUUUAUCUUCAAUGAUUAUGAUAAACAUUGAAAUUCUUCCUUUCACAUUUUUUAAAAUAUUAUUUAAUUUUUAUAGGAUAAGUUAUUUUCAUAUUUCUUCAAAAAUUAACUCACUCUUGACUAAGAUAUCGAUGUUUAGCCUCACUUCCAAAUUAUAAGUGUAGAUUA
Messenger RNA from Gordionus sp. m RMFG-2023, 2776 nucleotides. RefSeq names its product metastasis-associated protein MTA3-like. The record is from RefSeq and is a predicted model, not a curated record. Lineage: Eukaryota; Metazoa; Nematomorpha; Gordioida; Chordodea; Parachordodidae. Gene Ontology annotation, biological process: negative regulation of transcription by RNA polymerase II. Gene Ontology annotation, cellular component: NuRD complex; nucleoplasm. The transcript has 18 exons. Gene Ontology annotation, molecular function: transcription coactivator activity; chromatin binding; sequence-specific DNA binding. Bases 29 to 2326 code for a protein of 765 amino acids.